Molecule: messenger RNA, 2604 nt
Organism: Microsporum canis CBS 113480
Lineage: Eukaryota; Fungi; Ascomycota; Eurotiomycetes; Onygenales; Arthrodermataceae
Exons: 1
Coding region: 1-2604 (867 amino acids)
Source: RefSeq, a predicted model, not a curated record
AUGUUCUCAGGCAGUCGAUAUUGCUUGUCGAGGAAAACAAGCAUACCCGUUGCCGAGAAUAUCAGCACAGCUUUGAAGAAUGAACCUCUUCUCUUCCUCUAUCCACCGGCCUUCGCUGCGGCGGUCGAUAACUCGAUCGUGCUCACAAAACCACGGCCGGCCCCAGAUGAUAGAAAACAGACAAAAGAACGAAUAAACCGUGAGCCAGAGGAUGCGCAGUGCCGGCAAUGGAGGACUUCAGGCCAUCCCAGCUCGGAACUACCUCCAAGCAUUAGCACCGAAAAACUCCCGCACGACACCGUACAACCUCAAGCUAGACCUGAAGCCAUCUCUCUGAACACUGUUCAACCUCCGCCAAUUGUCGAGUAUGCCCGUGAGAGAAUCAAAAUCAAAACGAAGGACAGCCAUUCCCUACCAAAUCGAUCUAAACAUGCCCUACCGGGAGUGCUUUCUGAGCUCAAUCAUCCAGAAACCCAACUGAAAGUCCAAUCGUUAAGCCAUGACUGUAACACGGCAGCUCAAUCAAUAACUAGGGAUGUAUCAGUAAAGAAGAGAGGCCGUCUCGGUGGAUGGAUAAAAAAAUCGGCCAAGGGAGUUCCAUUACGUUAUACCAAAUCCAUGGCCGAUUUUGACAGGAGAAAUACUUUCAGCAAUCCCUACGCGGUGCAGACAAGUCCUCCCUUACGAUAUAUCCGCCAUGGUUACAAUGACCCCAUCAGUCACCGAGUAUACCAGCACAGAACCCUCGAGGAACACAGAUGGGACUUACAGCGUCAGGCUGGCAUCUGCCUUCAACUUGUGGAAGGGUUCAAGAAGGUGGUUGGCAAUAAACAAGAGCCUUCAAUAGAUGAAUAUCAAAAAACAAUUACCUUAAGUGAAGCUGACGUGGUUGCCUUGGUGGGGGAUGAGCGUGAAAACAUGUGGAUUAUACCUUUACUGAGUGGUUGCCGUGCACACGUUCUCCCUCAAGCGCACGAUUCAUACGGCCCUCGCCGCUUGGUGUUAAGCGGCACACGGGCAGCCGUAGAAGCUGGAGAGAGCCAUAUCCAAGAGCUUAUACGAAAUCUUCCCAAGAACGACCUUCCUCCUUUCACUCCGCCUCCCAAAAAUAUUCCUCAGAAACCCGUGAUACGAUCGGUAUGGGCGUCACUUCCGCUAGAGCCGCUUGAGCCUGGCAAAAAUGAGAUAAAGACGCCUGAUAAGUUCACUGUUAAAAGCUUUGCGGAUUAUAUUGAAGAUUUGGUCCUUGCACCAGUUACACGCUUGGUCCAUGGGCGACUCCACCAUGCACUCGGGGUAUCCCAUAAGGAUGCGAUUGGAGACAUGAUCCGCCGCCUCUUACUCGACCCUGAAAACCGACAGUACUUCUCUUCUCGUUCAAUAUGCCUUGCCAUAUCCUACUUUGCGGGUAAUCACGCUCGCUCAUCACUCCAUUCCCUGCUUCCAGUUUUCGAGGGCCAGAUGACCUCACGGACAAUAAAUGCGCUUAUGCGAGCAGCUGUCCUUCGCCGAGAUUUUGUAGCCCUGAAAUGGUGUAUAAAUGCCAUGAAACGGCAGGGAAUAUGUCCUCGCAACUGGGCUUGGGUAUCAGUUCUCUCAGCGAUAACCCCCAAUGCCCACCGAUUUGACCUGCUGGUUCGAGCCAAAAACUCUGGGGUCUUUGACGACAGGCAUGUGUUCCAAGUUGCUGUCUCAAUAUCCAUCCAGCCGAAAUUUGGAAAAUGGCUCAAAGAUGGCGGCACAGUAUCUGAUUUUAUUAAGCACAUGGAUCAAACACUUGGCAGUGACUGGAUGAAUGUUCGAACUAUCAAUAGAAUGAUCCUAGAGGGUUCUUUAUCCAGCCGGCCAACUGCGGUCUCGGAAAUCCUGGAGUUUUGCGAACGAACGUCUUUCCGGCUUGACACCACGAGUCUAAAUAAUGCACUGUUUUACUUCCUUCAUCAGUCAGACAAGAUGAACAAAUCGUUUGUGGCUUUGUACUUGAACGUUUCCGAAACAUUUGGCAUCAAGGGCGAUGAUCAAACGAUGGAUAUACUUUGGCACCUUGCGUGGAGAGCAAGGGCGUAUAAUAUCUGCCGAGUUCUCUGGCGCCACGGCUGCUUCAAUGGCUGGACUACACAGAAAAUGCAAGUUAGCAUAUAUUCAUCCCUCCGCCGAGAGGUACAUGGCUCUGCACUUCCAGAGCGUGAGUACUGGCUUCAGAAUAUUGGCAAGGUAGUCGCUGGUGCCAUUCCGUUCGAAGACUUAGGGACGGACGUCAGUGAAGCCUUUAACAAACUUGUACUCGGGGUCCGAGAAUCGUCCUCUGAAGCAUCGCCUGAAUGGCGGAAGGAGUUGGCAAAGAAACUGGUGGACAGUGACCUUAGUGUUUCGGAUAGAGGAUAUAGCUAUAAAGAGCCCCUGAACAAAGUCCUCGAGAGAGCAUAUGCUUUGGAUGAAGAAUGGGGUUCUUGUCAUGACAAGCCAGUCCACUGGCUAAGGAAGAACAGUGUGACAGUUGACGUCGUUAAACCCAGGGUUAGGGUCUCCAAGUCCCGAGAAUCCCUUCUUGACUCCAGUGUUAAGUUAACAAAUAAGCGCGAGCCUCUCGCUCUGAAUGGCUAA